Messenger RNA from Phaedon cochleariae (mustard beetle), 567 nucleotides. The record is from the annotation of a GenBank genome assembly. NCBI's taxonomy places the organism in Eukaryota, Metazoa, Arthropoda, Insecta, Coleoptera, Chrysomelidae.
AUGGAUUCAUCCACAAACAAGAAUCUGAAAGGAAUGAUAAAUGAAGCAUUACAAUCAUCAGAGAACAUCAAGAUAAAUACAGACGAUUCUGAUCAGCCAUUUUCACCACAUGAUAUUCAAUGUGGAAAGUCAUUACAGCAGAUCAAAAAUAUUUUCGAGAAAACUGAAGCUAUGAGAGAAGUUGCUAAAGAAAAGAAUCAUCAGCUUCAAGAACAGUUCAAAGAUCUCAAGGAAAGGCUGAGUUCUAGUUCAGAGUAUCUACUGAGAAUUAAAAAAAACAUUGAAAACUUGAAGUUUUCUUAUCAGAAGAAUGUUAUUGAAAUACAGAAAAAUCUAGAUCCAGCAACUGAAGUGGAAAAUAUCAAAUCAAAAGAGGACAUGGCCAAACAUAUGAACGAGAUAAGAAAUAAAAUUGAUGAUUUGCAGAACAAAAUGACCGAACAAAGAAAUAAACAACAAUAUGUGACAGAAAGUUACCAGGAAGCUUUUGAUAAAGUAAUAGAUACUCUACAAGAAAUUGAAACUGGUGCUUACAGUUCUCAAAUGCUGAGUAUUGUGCAAGACUGA